UAGCGACUACUUAUCCAUCAUAGUCGAUUUGUCUACCCAAGCUCAUUAACGCAAAGUCUUUCUAGCUCGUGCAGAAAGUGUUAAGUCCGGUUCAAGUAUCAGCGGCUCCAAUUGUUGGUUUUCUAAGAGUGGUAUCUUCUCCUAAUUAAUCCGCGAUGAGGAAGUUUCUUGCAGUUGGUAUCUUGUGCGCCCUAAUCCAGGUCUUAGUUGCAUUCCCAAGUGAAGAUAGUGCAAUUAAAGCAGCAGUGGAAGCGGAUGAUAGGACACCGGUUCUAUUAGUGAAUGCAGAUGACGAUGAGAACAAGCCAACUACAUUAGACGUGAUAGAACUGGAAAGCGGAUCCAAGCUAGGGGAUGAAAACAAUGGAACCGAUAAGAACAGACCACGCCGAGCACUCCUACUAGCGAAGGCAGCUCUCCUGAAACUAGGAUUACUGAAAGCAGGAGUCGUUGGUUUAGGAGCCGCUAAAGUGGCAGGACUUGGACUUUACGGAGCUGGCUACAAUAACUACUACGGUGGAUACGGUGGUGGUUAUGGCGGAUAUGGUGGAUAUGGCGGAUACAGUGGUUACAACGGCGGCUAUGGAUACGGUGGCUACGGACCCUACGGCGGAGGUGGUUACGGCUAUGGCCCAAAAUUUUUCGGUGUAGCAGGAUACGGAUAUUUCUAGUCGGAAGUACAGCACGAGCCACAUAGUUAUCAUACAUAGACCCGUAUAUUAUGUAUCGAAAUAAGUAUUCAUAGAUAACGCCAAAGUCACGAGAUUCGAAAAAGCACUUACAGUUCGAUGACUCUGUUUACUCCUCAAAUAUUUAUUUUAUUUGUUAGAAAAUCUUUCGCCAGUUAUGCUCUUACGUAUUCGAGCGGUUAUUUGGUUUCAUAAUUAUCUAGAAAUUGAUAUUCUGCAGAGAAGAUAGUCUUCAAUUAUCUUCGAUUCUAUAAGGUAAGAUUCUGUAUCUGAAGCGGCGAAUGAAGUAAUUUUUAAAUCCACCUUACCAAGUAUUCACCAAGUACAAGUGUUAUAAAUUUGCUGUUAUUUUGAUAGCGUUAAGUAAAUUAGGUAGCACUUAAAAUAAACCUCAUUAAUCCUUAAUGUAUCUGGUAUUUGCUCCGUAGAUAAUUGGCUGGUACUUUUGCUUUUAGUAAAAGGCGCUGGUUCGUGAAAAUUUAGCAUAUAAUUGGCAUACAUACAUAGAUUGAGUAUCUUUCAAGAUAUUUAGGCUCUUCCAAAAAAGUCAGAAAUGUGAGUCUAGUUAAACUUCCACCUUGGAAGUAAACGUUUUAUUCCAGCGCUACCUAAUGAAGUUGGAUAAUAAACAAUUAAACAGUU
Messenger RNA from Hermetia illucens (black soldier fly), 1331 nucleotides. Its product is annotated as prisilkin-39-like. NCBI's taxonomy places the organism in Eukaryota, Metazoa, Arthropoda, Insecta, Diptera, Stratiomyidae. The record is from RefSeq and is a predicted model, not a curated record. The transcript has 2 exons. Bases 156 to 671 code for a protein of 171 amino acids.